UCUAUGGUCUAAUGUCAAAACUCAUAACCUCAAUUCAAAAUAAUAUCGAAAUAUUUUUUCUGAAAAUAUACAAUUAAAAGUAUUAUAAACAAAGACAAACUGGUUUAAAACAUGAACCUUAAUAUAUCUGGAGUUACAAAAUAUGUUUGGAAAACUCAAAAUGUCGCUGGAUUCGGGUUCCAACAAGUGCGUAACAAGUGGUCUAAUUGGCUUAUGAUCCGAGACGUGAAAAGGCGCCGUAUGAGUGCUGAAAACUAUCUAGAAAGGACUCGAAUCAAUGCGAUGAGGAAAAAUGACAUCUUACCCGUGGAAAUCAGAGAGCUGGCUGAUAAAGACAUAAACAAGUUCGAAAUGAAUGCCAUCCCACUCAGAAUUAACGACAGAUGUGUUAUCACUUCAAGACCUCGCGGUAUUGUGAGGGAAUGGAGAAUGAGUCGUAUUGUAUGGAGACACCUGGCAGACUACAACAAACUCUCCGGAGUACAGAGAGCUAUGUGGGGAUAAAUUAUUAUAAUAUAGUGUGUAAUUAGAUAAUGAUUAUGUCUAUUGUAGAAUAAAAUAAAUUGUUAUUGCUUUA
Molecule: messenger RNA, 577 nt
Organism: Spodoptera frugiperda (fall armyworm)
Lineage: Eukaryota; Metazoa; Arthropoda; Insecta; Lepidoptera; Noctuidae
Gene: mRpS14
Product: 28S ribosomal protein S14, mitochondrial
Exons: 3
Coding region: 112-504 (130 amino acids)
Biological process (GO): translation
Cellular component (GO): ribosome; mitochondrial small ribosomal subunit
Molecular function (GO): structural constituent of ribosome
Source: RefSeq, a predicted model, not a curated record